CAUAUAGGAGCACAGUGGAUCCCUCUCACACAGUAAUUAUAUGCAGGCACGAGCACCAGUUGAGCCGUCAUGGAUCUUAUGUGGGGACUGGCCGUAGUGGGUGCUGUCUGCAUCGGAUGGAUCCUGCUUAAGAUGCUCUGGACCUGUUGGUGUGGAUUCACAACAUUCUUUCUGUCAGAGAUUUGGCGAGUGGAUUUGAAGAAAUAUGGAAAAUGGGCAGUUGUUACCGGCGCCACUUCAGGGAUCGGCAGAGCCUACGCCAAAGAGUUAGCCCGAAGAGGUCUGGAUGUGGUUCUGAUCAGCAGAUCCAACGAGAAGCUUCAGAUGGUGGCAGAAGAAAUAGAGGCUGAAUAUGGCCGCAGGACUCUCACCAUCCAGGCAGACUUCACUGGAGGAGGAAGCAUAUAUCCUGCGAUAGAAGAAGCAUUGCGAGGCAUCGACAUCGGGAUCCUUGUGAACAACGUGGGAAUGAGCUAUUCCGGGAGCUUCAGUCAGUUCCUGGAUGUACCGGAUUCAGAACUGAAAAUCUCCCAGGUUGUCAACUGUAACAUGCUAUCUGUCACCCAGAUGACCAGAAUAGUUCUUCCAGAUAUGGUUAAAAGAGGGUCGGGGCUCAUCAUCAACAUCGGCUCUGAGAUCGGGGCCCGUCCGUAUCCGUUUCUCUCGCUUUAUUGUGCCACUAAGGUCUUUGUACGAUAUAUAUCCCUCUGUCUGGAUUCAGAGUACAGGUCUAAGGGAAUCACUGUGCAGUGUGUGGCACCACUGUUGGUCUCCACCAACAUGACCUUCAACUGUAGAGUCAACGGUUUGGUGAAGAGUGCGUCAGACUUUGCCCGUGAGGCGUUGAACACCGUGGGGUACACCAACUACACCAACGGCUGCGUCUCUCAUGGACUUCAGAGCUUUGUAUUAAAGCUAGGGUCAGGCUUGGUUCACCGCCUAGCCUACCUCAUGAAAAAACCCAGAGAGGUACCAGAAAACCUCCAUAAAGACUAAAGACUAAAGGAGCGGACACACCGCAUAGCCGGAGGGUUUGGUGGUCACUGUAGAGCUGGGCGUCCUUCCCCGUUUUCAUCAUCGCUGGUCCUUACGAGGAUUGGGUUCUCGCUUUUAAAAGAGGAAACGAGAAAAACACUUGACCAUGUGUUUGUGCAUGGUCACAUGAUGUGUGGCUGUUCAGACGUCUGCACUGCAGUAAGGACGAGGUGUACUGAUGAAUGUUCCUUUGGAUUAUUAUAUCACAAAACGUGGAGCCGUGGAAGGUAAUGGCUUCUGCGGGGUUGGUGUUGAGCUUCUAACAUUAAUUCAGUUUGAAUGGAUUCUUUUUCUGAUGCACUUCAUAAAGUUUUACAAAAACCACAA
Molecule: messenger RNA, 1362 nt
Organism: Gadus morhua (Atlantic cod)
Lineage: Eukaryota; Metazoa; Chordata; Actinopteri; Gadiformes; Gadidae
Gene: hsd20b2
Product: hydroxysteroid (20-beta) dehydrogenase 2
Exons: 11
Coding region: 70-996 (308 amino acids)
Cellular component (GO): endoplasmic reticulum
Molecular function (GO): oxidoreductase activity
Source: RefSeq, a predicted model, not a curated record